Vombatus ursinus (common wombat) is the source of this 1839-nucleotide messenger RNA. It is a transcript of the gene ST8SIA6, whose product is annotated as ST8 alpha-N-acetyl-neuraminide alpha-2,8-sialyltransferase 6. The transcript is spliced from 9 exons. Gene Ontology annotation, biological process: N-glycan processing; oligosaccharide metabolic process. Bases 1 to 1329 code for a protein of 442 amino acids. Gene Ontology annotation, molecular function: alpha-N-acetylneuraminate alpha-2,8-sialyltransferase activity. Lineage: Eukaryota; Metazoa; Chordata; Mammalia; Diprotodontia; Vombatidae. The record is from RefSeq and is a predicted model, not a curated record.
AUGCCGCCGCCGCCUUUAAAUGCUCGGGCUUGGCGUCGCCGCUGGUGCGGCGGCGGCGGGGGCGGCGGCGGCGGCGGCGGGCUGGGCAGGGCUCCGGCUCCUCGGCGCUGGCGGCAGCGGCGGCGGCUGCUGCUCAGGAUGAGGGCUGCCGUCGCUCUGCUCACCAUGCUCGCCAGCCUGCUCCUCUUCCUGUACCUGCUGUGGCUCACCGCCGACGGGCCCCUGAGCUCCAGGGACUGGAAAGGCGAAGCCAAGAAAGCCGUCAACUUUAGCCCCGAAAUGCCCAGGAAGCUGAGUUUCCCUUUUGCACCGACCGCCCUCUCCGCGAACAGCACAAAUCUGGGUAUAAAAAAGCCACUCCACCUGCCACCAGAAUGCAAAAACCUACAAGACACCCUUUGGUCUUCAUUUAUGAAAAAGAAAAGGUAUUCGGAAGAUUAUUACCUUGAAAUUAUCACAAAUGUACAGAACUGCAGAUGGCAACGGCAACCUGAAGAGUAUAAGAAAUUUAGGUCAAAACUUGCCUCUUGCUGUGAUGCCACGCACAACCUUGUCAUUUCUCAAAAUAACACUCCACUUGGGAGUAACAUGAGUUAUGAAGCAGAGAGGGCCAGCUUCCCUAUUGAAAAGGGCAUUUUUCGAAUGCUGCCAGUGUCACAACCAUUUGUGGGACGUCCCUUUAAUCAAUGUGCAGUGGUUGGAAAUGGGGGAAUCCUGAGGAACUCUAUAUGUGGAGCUGAAAUAGAUAAAUCUGACUUUGUUUUUAGAUGUAAUCUCCCCCCAAUCACAGGAAAUAUUAGCAGAGACGUUGGCAAUAAAACCAAUCUGGUCACUGUUAAUCCCAGCAUCAUUGGACGGAAGUAUGGUGAAUUAAAUGUAAAUAAAUCAGCGUUUCUGAACAGCAUCGCAACCUAUGGAGAGGCAUUCCUUAUCCUGCCAGCAUUUUCCUUUAGAAGAAAUACUGAUGUCUCUUUUGAAGUGUACCACACACUCCACGGCUUUAAAGCCAAACAGAAGGCUAUAUUUUUUCAUCCCAAGUACCUGAAAAGUCUUGCCCAGUUCUGGAGAACUAAAGGUGUGAACGCAUUUCGUUUGUCCUCUGGCUUAAUGAUCACAAGUGCUGCCAUUGAACUAUGUGAGAAUGUGAAGUUGUAUGGAUUUUGGCCUUUCUCCAAGACCACAAAUGACACCCCCAUCAGCCAUCACUACUAUGACAAUGAAUUACCGAAACCUGGUUUCCAUGCAAUGCCCAUAGAAUAUAGAGAAAUUCUCCAGCUUCAUGGGAAAGGUGUCCUCAAGCUACAAUUUAGUAAAUGUGAAGCAGCUUAAGCAAGGUGGUGACUUCCAUGGGAAGACUUUCUGUAUGUUUCAACACUAGUGGUUUGACUUGAUGUUUUUGUGAACUCUAAGCUGCACUGCACCAAGAUAUGAUCUGCAUUUGAUUAGCUACACAAAUGAGUUUGGACAUUCUUCAAAAUACACAAGUAGUACCUUCCCUGAGGAGUUAACUGUGUUAUCUCAUGGGCAAAGCAUUAUUAUCAUCAGAUGUUUGUUGAGACCAUACUAUGUUGUGUCCAGCACUCUGCUAGACCUUAGGAACGCUAAGAAGUCCAAGGCAGUCUGUGCUCUUGGGCAGUUUAUUGUCUAUGUGAAGUGGCAUAAAGUUGAAUUUUUCAUGUUUGAAUGUUUUAUUAAAAUGAAAUCAUCUCUUUUGAAUAGUAAAAGUUCAAGUCCUUGAAGAAAAGAUGGAUGGUUAUAUCAGCUAUUAGGCCAACUUGGAAGCCACAGAGAGAAAAGGCCUGUGUUUGUAUUGGGACAUUAAAUGCCUUUUGGUUUGAA